Messenger RNA from Eruca vesicaria subsp. sativa (arugula), 456 nucleotides. Lineage: Eukaryota; Viridiplantae; Streptophyta; Magnoliopsida; Brassicales; Brassicaceae. The record is from the annotation of a GenBank genome assembly.
AUGAAAUCAGUUGGGUUCCAUUUCUCUAUUGAUCUUGAUUCCACGGAUUCCACUUCUCCUAACGGCGAUGAUGAUGUGUCCCGGAGCCGAGUUGCAACCGAUACGCGGCGACACAACCUCCGCUACUUAGGACACAGCAACGUCUUUUCUCUGGUCGCAUCACCCUUUGCAGUGGUAGUGGUGGUGCCGUGUCCUCUCCCCGCAUCCGUGAUCUCGUUUUCGUCGAUUGAAUUAAGAGCUAAUGGUAGGACAGAUAAGGAAUGGAAGAAGUUGCUUCCUUACCUUCGAUCUUGUCUUGGUGAAGACUGUAAUAUACGUGAGUCCUUAACAUCUGGUCCUUCUCAUGCCAUUGACAUUACAAGAGAGGUCCUAUUUCAGCUUUGUGCUUUGAUCCAAGCGGCAUGCUUUUGGUUACUGCUUCAACUCAGGGACACAAUAUUAAUGUCUUUAGAAUAA